AGCUGACUUAUCAGCUGUUCCCUUGAACCAACCCGUAGUUGGGCAAAACUCACGUAGCUCUGAAAUCUGAAAUCAGAAAACCUCUGUAAAAAUUCCCUUAAACAUAAGUAAACUAAAAGAAAUAAAAAAAAACAAGAGAAAUAUGAGCCCAAUCAGUGCGGAAGACAAACUGAACUAUGUGAAGUCAAAGAUUGGAGAGUAUCCAAACUUUCCGAAGGAGGGCAUACUAUUCCGUGACAUUUUUGGAGCCCUCACCGAUGCCAAGGCCUGUGUUUAUCUGAGGGAUCUGCUGGUGGAUCACAUCCGGGAAAGUGCAUCGGAUGCGGAGAUCAUCGUGGGACUGGAUUCCCGUGGCUUUCUCUUCAAUCUCCUUAUAGCCACUGAAUUGGGAAUAGGAUGUGCCCCGAUUCGCAAGAAAGGCAAGCUGGCCGGUGAAGUAGUUUCUGUGGAAUACAAACUGGAGUAUGGUAGUGACACUUUUGAACUCCAACGUUCCGCCAUCCAGCCUGGUCAGAAAGUCGUAAUCGUAGAUGAUCUACUAGCCACAGGUGGUUCUUUAAAGGCUGCCUCCGAGUUAAUUCGCAAGGUGGGUGGCGUCGUCGUCGAAAACCUGGUGGUUAUGGAACUAGUGGGCCUGGAGGGUCGCGAAAAGCUGGAUGGAAAGGUACAUUCCCUCAUCAAGUACUGAAAAGAAAUCAAAUAGAGACGAGACGAAGUCCUUCCUCAUUUGCAUUUACAUAUUACCCCUUAAAGGGGCUUUUCAACUAGCAAAUUUUUAUAACAGCUUUGAAAUGUUAACAUUUUAUGAAACAGAGGCGUAUUUUUAUAAUGGAAUAUAUUUCAAAUCGAUAACAGAA
Molecule: messenger RNA, 857 nt
Organism: Drosophila elegans
Lineage: Eukaryota; Metazoa; Arthropoda; Insecta; Diptera; Drosophilidae
Gene: Aprt
Product: adenine phosphoribosyltransferase
Exons: 3
Coding region: 143-688 (181 amino acids)
Biological process (GO): AMP salvage; adenine salvage
Cellular component (GO): cytoplasm
Molecular function (GO): adenine binding; AMP binding; adenine phosphoribosyltransferase activity
Source: RefSeq, a predicted model, not a curated record